Messenger RNA from Paramecium pentaurelia, 1011 nucleotides. The record is from the annotation of a GenBank genome assembly. NCBI's taxonomy places the organism in Eukaryota, Ciliophora, Oligohymenophorea, Peniculida, Parameciidae.
AUGAACAUGAAUAUUGAGAAUGAAAUUGAUUUAGAAGAGGUUUAUGAUAAUAAAUGUUAUUAUAAAUUCCAUGAUUAGCAUAGAGUCUAUAAAGAUAAAUGGUGCAAAGCAUUUACAUUUAAUAAGGAUGACACAAAAUUGGUAAUGGGUUAUAAUCAAAUUAUAAGAGUAUAUUAAAUAAACAAGGGAGAACUUAAAUAUGUAUAGAGUAUUUUAGGACACAAUUUUGAUGUUAAUUGUUUGCAAUGGUUAAAUAAUUCAAAUCAAAUAAUCUCAGGUGGGCAUGAUAGAAAAUUUUUAUUUUGGCCAAUCAAUCUUAUAAGCAAAUCAAAAUUCAUAAUAAAAUUAGUUGUUCAUCAUCUACCUAUUACAUGUUUAAUUAAAAAUUCCUAAGAAAAUCUUUUAAUAUCAGGCAGUAUGGAUUAGACAAUUAAUUUUUUGGAAUUAAAUCUUUAGAAUUAAGUCUGGAAAUGUUCAUAAGUAUUAAAGGAGCAUAAUGAUACAAUAUUUGCAUUGAGUUUGAGUUAAGAUGAGAAUCAAUUAAUCUCUUGUGGAUAUGAUAAUCUAAUUUUAGUUUUAUAAAAGAGUUCAUCAUAAUGGAUAGUCAAAUAAAAGAUUUUCACAAGCGUUCAUGGUUACCGAUUAUGUUUCAUUACAGAUUAUUUAUUUACUUUCUAACCCUAUAAUAAAGAAGAAAUGUGGAUUUAUGAUAAUAGGAAUUCAUUAAGUCAAUUUAUAAUGACAAAAAGUAUUCAUGCAAAAAGUGAUUGUUAAGAUUUUGGAACAUUAUUUCCACAUUAAUUCUUUCCAAAAAAAGCCAUGCUAUUAGCUAAACAUGGUCAUUACAUUCAUCUAAUAAAAAUGCAAGAUUCAGAGGAUUUUAAAAUCUAAUAAUCAAUAAAUUAUAGGGAUUAAUGUAUAUAUGGAUAAUUGAGCAAUAAUGGAGAAUAUUUGGUAAGUUGGGAUAAUAAGUCCAAUUUAAUCAAAAUUAGGAAAUAUGUUGAAUAAUGA